ACGUUGCUUCUAUACCCUCGAGCUCCACAUAGUUACACUCCAAACGAGUUUCACAAGCAGCUUCAGACUCCAUUCACACUCCAAAUCUCGCUCCUCAGUGCCACAUUCUUCCAUCACCGCUAUUCCAUAACCACAGUCAUCCACCGCAUUCUUCCAUCAUCAACACCUUUGGGACUUCCAUUACUCUCGUCGUUGUCAAUCAUCACUCUCGGUCCCUUGAACAAACAGAACCUGGAGUUUUUCUGAGCUGGGUUGGAGCUGAAUCCAAGGUACGGAAGCUUCUCAGUACAUCCAGUUGGGAAAACUAUUGUGGAUGCUGCUCAGAAAGUUAAUUGUACUAACACUAAGGUUACAGAUGGAACAUUCCUUGAAGAACCUGGUUCUGGUGCAGUAGCAACUGUUGAUAACAAAAAGGUCUUUGUUGGGACAUUGGAUUGGAUCACCAGUUACACGAUUCCUCACAAGAAAGAUGGACUUAGAUGUUGCGAUGAGGUGGAUCCUAUUGCCAAGAUCCUUAAAGAUAGACGGUUGAAUGAGACUGCCGUUCUUGGUGUCCCUGUGAAAGCCACAAUCAAAGAGAUAAGAGAGAUUCGCCAGAAAUAUGAUAUGGUGACCUACCUGUUGGAGUAUAUUGACUAUCCUGACCAAAUUCCAUUUGGCGAGGGGAUGUCUGAUGUAGCUUCAAGCAGGGACCUGCGCCUUUCAUUGGAUUGGUGUCCGGAAAAGGGUUGGACAGUGCCUAUGCCCACUGCUCUAGCCUACUUUUGUGAGGUUUUGAAGUCUAUUGGAGGUGUUCUUCCAGAACCCAUGAAAUACACUGCCAGAACCGAAGAGAAUAGUCUAAGAUCUUCUGGUACCUCACUGCUUAGGACUCUCAGAAUUCAGUCUUUGGGAAAGCUGAAUCCAAUUGAUUUGAAGCGCUUGUCUUUCCAUAUGUCACCACCCCACAAGGCAACUCAAAACAAGAAGAUUAAUGAGGAACUAGACAGAGAAAUGGAAGUGGAUCACAAAGAUGGAAAAGCUGAAAAGGAUGACACACCAGAGGAUCUAGUUUUUGGUAUGGAGACAACAGAGAAAUCAGAGAUAACAAAUGGAGAUCAUAAAGAAUGUGAUGAAGCUCAAGCAAUGCAAGAAGAAAAAGAGGAAAAGUCACAAUCUCCCAAACCAUUGGAAACAACAGCUAUGCUGAUGGAGGAAGCACCAAAGCUUGCAUCAUCAUCAAAUUCAUCUCCAUUAUCGCCAGUAGUACCAGCAACAAAUGUUAUGCAGCCAAAUAAGGCAAUGCUGGCUCCGCCACCACCACCACCACCUCCACCUGCACCAUCAUCAGCCAAAUUGCAAAAAAGUUUUGUAUCACUUAAUAUGCCACCACCACCUUCUCCACCACCAGUGCCUCUGAGCUCAAGCUUGAGUUCAGUAUCAUCACCUCCACCACCACCUCCCCCAAUCAUGUCCUUGAAAGCGGGAUCAGCUCCACCACCUCCACCACCCAUGUCCUUGAAAUCCGGAUCAGCUCCAGCACCUCCACCACCACUGCCACGUGGAAAUGGGGGUGCUGCAUUGCCACCACCUCCACCUGGUCCAGGUAGAUGCUUGCGGCCCAAGGCAACUACAAAAUUGAAGAGAUCAACACAAUUGGGCACCCUUUAUCGAACUCUGAAGGGAAAAGUGGAAGGGUCAAGCCUCAAAGGCAAGUCGGGUGGCGGGAGAAGCAGCUCAAAUGGAGCAGCAUCAAGCUCCGGAGGAAAACAAAGUAUGGCUGAUGCUCUAGCAGAGAUGACAAAAAGAUCAUCUUACUUCCAACAAAUAGAAGAAGAUGUUCAAAAAUAUGCAAAACAGAUCCAGGAACUGAGGUCUGCUAUUACCAAUUACAAGACUAAAGAUAUGACAGAUUUGAUUAAGUUCCACCAAGAUGUUGAGUCUGUUCUUGAGAAGCUAACUGAUGAAUCACAGGUCCUAUCAAGGUUUGAAGGUUUCCCCUCAAAGAAGUUAGAAGCUAUGAGAAUGGCAGCAGCACUCUAUAAUAAGCUGAAUUCAAUUCUUAACGAGCUUCAAAAUUGGAAGAUAGUGAGUCCUGUGAAUCAGCUCCUUGAAAAGACCGAACGUUAUUUCGAUAAGAUCAAAACAGAGUUGGAAGCUUUGGAGCGAACCAAAGAUGAAGAAUCCAAGAAAUUCAAGGGCCAUAACAUUGAAUUCGACUUCCACAUUCUUAUAAAAAUCAAAGAAGCAAUGGUGGACGUCUCCUCUAAUUGCAUGGAGUUAGCACUAAAGGAGAGGCGCAGUGAUGCUGCUAAGAAUAAUAGUGAUGGGAAAAGAAAAGAUUAUGCAAAGUUGCUAUGGAGAGCUUUCCAAUUUGCAUUCAAGGUUUAUACAUUUGCAGGUGGAAUUGAUGAUCGUGCUGACAAGCUCACAAAGGAACUUGCUAGGGAAAUAGAGAGUGAUCCAAACCAACCGUGAUCCUGCACACAAAAUAAACUGAUAUAUACUGUAUACUAUAUACUAAACUAUAUAUGCAUGUAGUUGGAGACUUGAACUUAAUGAGACUAUAUACUAUAUAUCUGACUUUAUGCAUAUCCAUUUUAACUUCAAAUCCGUUUGUAUUGUAAACGAUUGUUGGAGGUUUGGAGUUUUUUUUUGGAUAGGAUGCAACCUUGCUUAAAUUUAAGUGUUGAAAAUUAGUUGCUAGUAGAGGUUGGAUGCUUCAAGCUACACUUGCAGCUUCAUAACUUUAUUCUCAACAAAGGACACAUUCAGCAGAGAAAUUUUUUUGACUUUCU
Arachis ipaensis is the source of this 2777-nucleotide messenger RNA. The record is from RefSeq and is a predicted model, not a curated record. Lineage: Eukaryota; Viridiplantae; Streptophyta; Magnoliopsida; Fabales; Fabaceae.